AACUGCAAUGCUAUAUUAAAAAAAAAAAAAAAAAUGGAGAUUGAAAAUUUUAUCUUUGACUGUGCGCUGACAUCUCAUUGGUUACAAUCGUUUCGUCUGCAGCGUAUCAACAAACUCAAACUGAAGCGCUGUUUACGUGUAGCCGGAAAAGGCUUGCAAGAGAUAACGUGUGUUUGCAUUGACAUUUACUCAACUGUUAUCGUUUGUUUUCAUUAUGUAAACCAUUUUAUUUGUUUUAAAAUUAAUGUAGAGAAACUGCUAUCUCUGUGACUGUGGUUUAUUGAGAGCAAGUUUGGAUAAGAUAAAGUUUGGCCCAUUUCGUAGGCACUUUAUCGUUGCUGUACAGUGACAGCACACACUGUUUACUUUGCGUCUCAACCUGUUCGCUUUCGUUGCAAGUAAGAAGGAAGAAACACAUGGACUUGCCAGCUAGUAAUAAUGAUAACAUUCAGGUCAUUCAAAUGAGAAAAGAUGAUGUGGAAGAAGGCAGAUUUCUCUCUCUCACACAAUUAUUCGAAGCAAAGUUCAUGGAGAAGCCAUCAUUCUACGUCCGCGUUCCAGGAAGAGUCAAUAUCAUUGGAGAACACAUAGAUUACUGCGGCUACUCUGUGUGUCCCAUGGCAAUUCAGAGGGAUAUUUUAAUGGCUGUUAGUCCAUCAGAAAGCAAGAUGCUGCAGCUGUGUAAUACUGACUCCAAAUGUGAAGAUUUAACCUGCUCUAUUGACAAUAUCAAAAUUGAAGUAGAAAAGGGCAAACCUCCAGAAUGGUACAAUUACUUCCUGUGUGGUGUGAAAGGAAUUAUGGAUAUUCUGCCAGACAAGACUUCAGUUGGAAUGAAUGUAGCAGUUACUGGUAAUAUUCCCUGGGGUUCUGGUUUAUCCAGUUCAAGUGCACUAGUAAGUGCUGCAGCACUUGCAACAGCUCAUGCAAAUAAGGUUAGUAUGAAAAAAGUGGAGAUUGCAGCAUUAUGUGCCCAUGCGGAGAGAUAUAUCGGAACACAAGGUGGUGGUAUGGACCAAGCAAUAGCAUUCUUAGGGUCAAGAGGAUCUGCCAAGCACAUUGAAUUCAAUCCUUUAAGAGCUGAAAACAUUAAGCUUCCAAGUGGCGCAGUUUUUGUCAUAGCUCAUUCUCUUAGUGUUGUGAAUAAAGCUGCAACACAUGACUACAAUUGUCGUGUAGCAGAAUGCCGUUUAGCUGGCCAGAUUAUAGCAAAAAAACAUAAUUUGAAAUGGAGAGAGAUAUCUCAGCUGUCUGAUCUUCAGAAGAAAAUUGGAUUAAGUCUUGAAGAAAUAUCUGAAGUUGUGUGCAGUGCAUUACAUGAAGAGCCAUACACGAAAGAAGAGAUUUGCAACGAGCUUGAGGUGAGUGAAGAAGAGCUACACGAGUACUCUCUGACUAACAACACCACACACAUCAGCAAAUUCAAACUUCGACAGAGGGCCCUCCAUGUGUUUCAGGAGGCAGCCCGUGUGAAGAACUUCUGUGCAGUUUGUCAGUCUGAAGCAAGUGAUGAAGAAAAACUGGUACAGCUGGGAAAGCUUAUGAGAGAGAGCCAUCAAAGUCUGCAGCAUUUGUUUGAGUGCAGUCAUCCUUUGCUGGAUGAAGUUGUUCUCUUGGGAGAAAAUGUGACACUGGGGUCUCGACUAACAGGAGCUGGAUGGGGUGGCUGUACUGUUGCUUUAACAACACAAGAUUCAUACAAAAAAUACAUAGAGAAAUUGAAAACCAAUUUCUAUGCCAAACACAGUGAAAUACAAAAUAUUGAUACACUUGUAUUUGCAACAGAACCAAGUGAAGGUGCUGAAGUUUAUGUGGUUGCUUAAAAAGAGGGGAUAGAAAUUAUCGAUAGCAUUCCUGUUUAAUUCUGGAAUGAUCACUACGCUUACCUUAAUCAAAGGAAAUAAUAUGGCUUUAAAUGAUACACAUAUAUAUUUUCAUAAAGUACUCUAUGCACUGAAGUAACUGCUAUUAUGAGCUGUGCCAUUAGAUAAAAUGCUCUUACUUAUGAAAAUCAUGUAUGCUUCUAUGUGAUGGCAGUAAAACAAAUUUGAAACACUUUCAGGUUAGAGUACGGCUGAGGUAGUAGAAAAAAAGAAAAGGUAAUUUUUCUUCUCAGUGUCUGUUCCACAGUGUAUACUGCGAACCUUCUUAAAAAAAAAAUCAAACUUGUGUCGAGCUUUCCAGUAUAUUUUUACCGUGUAUGAGAUAUGCAGAAAGGUUUCCCUCUAAGGUCAUCAAUAAGUUACGUGUGUUUCCACCGAGUGAAGAAAGAGUGAUUGAUGAUGCACUGGACUCACAUUUAGGAGGAGUGGUGAUCAAACCCUUAUGUGGACAUCCAGGUUUAGACUUGUCAUGAUUUCUCUGAAUUACUUGAGGAUAAUGUCACAGUAGUUCCUCUGAAAAAGCCACUGCUGAUUUGGCAUCCAGUCCUUGCUCACUCUGAGCUUGUGCUCUGAGGACAUCAUCAAUGAAACCAGUCUGUAAACCUCCUUUUAAAACCUUAGAGCAAGUUAUGUUUGCAUGAACUUUGCAUGAACUUUAAAUUUUGACAUUGUGUCCAUUCUGUUUUACUUUGAAGUUUUUGUUAUUUACUGGCCUUAUCAUGUUAAAUAUAGCAGAAGUGGUGAGUUGCCCACAGACAAAAGAAAACAAAAAUUUGCCAGCUUUUGGAAUAAAUCCCUUUUGAGCUAGAGUACAAACACACACACACACACACACACACACACACACACACACACGCGCAUGCGUGCGUGCGCACCCAGGCAUGCAAACCUGUGUCCAUCCAUUGUAUGAGCUGUGUUCAGGCAGCACAUCUCCUUUACUCCUGAAGUAUUUGCGUGGUGCCAGGACUUUCCUCACUGAACCCAUUUGCCACCAUAUCAUCACUCUGAAGAUUAAUUUCCUCAACAUUAUGUUCAUGGUUCAGUGCUUCAUUUGGUACUUGAAUGCUCUAUGUAAAGUAACACAACACUCCUAUGUUGCACUACUUCUAAUUUUUGACAAAAUAAUUUAAUUAGAUAGAUAAAAAUCUACUCACCAAGCAGCAGCAGGGAAAUGCACACGUGAAAGACGGUUAAUUCUAAUUUCUAUUUUUUAAUUUAUUCUUACUGUUCCCUUUCUAAUUACUGUUUCUGUUAUCUGUUUUGCACAGUAAUCUGCUGUUUUCCAAUCUUUCUGGAUAUGUUUUUCUCAGUUGCAAUCCUAUGCUGGUUUUUGACAUUCCAUAUACUUCACAAGUCUAGAUAAUCUCAUCCUUUGUUGUAAUAUCUGUGUUCCUAAUCUGAUAAUUAUUCAUUAGUUUUGGUAAGGUGGUUUUAAUUUUUUAAAUUCAUGUUACCAUUGCUACCACUUUCGUGUCAGUAAAUCACUGAGAUACAUAAUGUUCCUCCCUUUUGUGUAUGAUUCAUAUUAUCAGAACAUUAGAUGCCUGCAUGUAUGAAAAUGUAAAUUUUCUUAGUGGUGUGUCCCUAGCAACAGCCAGAUUGGAUGUAGUAUUCAAAUAGUAAUACACAUGUGAAAUGUGGUGUACAUGAGGGGAGAGUUAUUGAGAAAACAUAACAGAAUAGAAAACUUACUUAUAAACUGAAUUGUAAUUACAAGCAUGAGUUUCAAGCUGAUUUUUUCAGUUUGUAGGUGUGAUAGAAUCUACCUCUGUUAAAAAAUCACAGCUAGUCUAUGUUACGUCAGGGGAGUAAUGAUAAAUAUGAAGUCCCAAGUAUAAAACACAUGAAACUUUUAAGUCUGUUGGAUAGACACAGCUAUUAUUAAACUGUGAAUGUAUGUAAAUAGAGCUGGCAGUAAAUAGAGCUGGCAGAUCAUUUUAGUUGGAAACCAGGAAAAUUGUGAGCCUGAUUUGUGGUUUUGAGUGAUAUUUUGUUUUGAGAUUGUUUGUGACACAAUUUGUAUCUCCAUAUGUAAACCAUCUGGAUUCAAAUAAAGCAUAAUUAUAAUGUA
Molecule: messenger RNA, 3954 nt
Organism: Schistocerca piceifrons (Central American locust)
Lineage: Eukaryota; Metazoa; Arthropoda; Insecta; Orthoptera; Acrididae
Gene: Galk
Product: N-acetylgalactosamine kinase
Exons: 10
Coding region: 417-1823 (468 amino acids)
Biological process (GO): galactose metabolic process; carbohydrate phosphorylation
Cellular component (GO): cytoplasm; cytosol
Molecular function (GO): galactokinase activity; ATP binding
Source: RefSeq, a predicted model, not a curated record